Messenger RNA from Platichthys flesus (European flounder), 1094 nucleotides. Its product is annotated as serine protease 57-like. The coding region runs from base 11 to 787 and encodes 258 amino acids. The record is from RefSeq and is a predicted model, not a curated record. Gene Ontology annotation, biological process: proteolysis. NCBI's taxonomy places the organism in Eukaryota, Metazoa, Chordata, Actinopteri, Pleuronectiformes, Pleuronectidae. The transcript has 5 exons. Gene Ontology annotation, molecular function: serine-type endopeptidase activity.
UCUCCCUAAAAUGUAUAAAACCAAGAGUGGAAGGCAGAUCAGAGCAGGGACCAUGGCUGUCAUUUUCCUACUCCUGCUUUUCUUUGUCCUAAAUGGAGCUGAUGGUUCUCAUAUUGUUGGCGGUCGAGAUUCCGCCCCCCACUCUCGGCCCUAUAUGGCUUCGCUGCAAGUCGGCGGUCGCCAUAACUGUGGAGGAGCGCUGGUGAAAGAAAACUUUGUGCUCACGGCAGCUCAUUGUCAGAUUCAUGGACCUUACACAGUCGUGCUUGGCGUGAAUUCCCUGUCAGCUAACGAGAGUACAAUGCAGGAAUUCAGGACUGUCAGAUCCGUUCCCCAUCCUGGGUAUGAUGGGCAUGCAAAUGACAUCAUGCUCCUGAAGCUCAACGGCAGGGCACAACUGACUGCAGCAGUGCAGUUGAUCUCUCUGAAAACGAGCAGGGCGGAGACAGGAAGUCGCUGUCUCGCAACCGGCUGGGGGGACAUAGCCGAUGACGGAAGCAAACCCAUCAGGCUUCAGGAAGUCAACGUAACCACGCUGUCACUGCAGACAUGUCGUAGGAGAUGGGGAGCGGUUCCCAUCACUACAUCAAUGGUUUGCAGUGUAGGAGUGAGAGGUUUUCAAGGCCCCUGCAGGGGGGAUUCAGGUGGCCCUCUGGUGUGUGAUGGAGCUGCAGCAGGCAUGGUGUCCUUCGGUGGGCGGCAAUGCGGAAACCCCGCCAACCCUGUUGUCUACUCAAGUGUACCCUUCUUCGGGGACUGGAUUAGGGAAGUGUUAAGAAGCAAUUAAGCAAAUCAGAUUUACUGAUAAUUUGCCGCUGUGGAUGAUGGGGUUGAUUUCUUCAAGACAAAGCAAACGUGUUGUGCUACGUUGUUUAAUAUCUGUGCAGUGCUGUGGUUUUGUUUUUGAGUGGCCACUUUUUUUUUUAAAUGGGUCAGGUAAAAUUCUUUACAUCAUACAUUUUCAAAGUAUACCAAGCUGAAUACGGAAAUAAAGUUAGCAUGAAAUUGUUGUGUAAAUAACUUUGCACACAUUUCUGUAUUGUUUUGAAAAUGUGAAAUAUGUAUUAACAUGAUGAAUAAAACCAUGAAAUCUG